AAAUUUCGGCUGUCCACUCCGAUGGCGAUAAAGAAGGAACAGCAACUGUCACACUCUGGCCAGGUGUUCGCAGGUAGCGCAGGGAGUACGUGCCACGGGACUCCACUCAAACUGCAGGCUGCACUCAUUCGUUGUGCGCUCGGAAAGUCACUCCGUUCGGAGGGGUUCCAUUUCGUUUCGUUCGUGCGCCUUGGUGUAUGCAACACGAGACACUCAGUCCGUGCCAUUCCGUUUUGUUCCGCUUUGUGGCAGCUGGAGUAUGCAACACAAGGCAGUCGCUUGUCGCAGGCAGCGGCAGCAGUUGCAUUCUUCAUCCAGCCGGCCAGCCAUCCAGCGGGACCAGCAGGAGUCUUGGAGCCAGUUUCUAGGAGGGACAAGCACAUCGCUCGCAUUCCACAUUCGCAUUCAUUCGACGCAUUCGUACGCGAACCUAGUCGUCGCUGGGAGCACCAUCAACCAUCAACCGUCGGCUAUUUGACUUCUUUGUUUAGUGAGAACCUGCCGAGAACCAUCGAUAGACGAGCGAGCCAACUAAUCACAUUACCAGCCAUCAGCCAUCACCGUCAGCAGAAGGCAGAGGCAGCAGACAUCAGACAGUAGACGGCAGACAGCAGAAAGCAGCAGGCAGCGACA
Messenger RNA from Drosophila guanche, 633 nucleotides. RefSeq lists its product as uncharacterized. Bases 22 to 600 code for a protein of 192 amino acids. The record is from RefSeq and is a predicted model, not a curated record. The transcript is spliced from 2 exons. Lineage: Eukaryota; Metazoa; Arthropoda; Insecta; Diptera; Drosophilidae.